Molecule: messenger RNA, 995 nt
Organism: Corythoichthys intestinalis (scribbled pipefish)
Lineage: Eukaryota; Metazoa; Chordata; Actinopteri; Syngnathiformes; Syngnathidae
Product: diamine acetyltransferase 1-like
Exons: 6
Coding region: 86-598 (170 amino acids)
Molecular function (GO): diamine N-acetyltransferase activity; spermidine binding
Source: RefSeq, a predicted model, not a curated record
CUGAGGAGCGGAUGAAGAAACAAAUUUUGCUCUUAUUCACAUUCAGAGGGAUAGUGAGAAAAGGCAAAAAGGGGAAAAAAAGAAAAUGGCCAAUUUCAUAUUACGGAAGGCCCAACCAAACGACGUUUGUGAUAUCUUGCGACUCAUAAAGGAACUUGCGAAAUUUGAAGAGAUGGAGGAACAGGUCAUCCUGACCGAGAAAGAGCUACUUGAAGAUGGCUUUGGGGAUCAUCCAUUCUACCAUUGCUUGGUUGCUGAAGUGCCUAAAGAAAAAAAAACAUCUGAAGGGCACACUGUAAUUGCCUUUGCCAUGUACUACUUCACAUACGACCCUUGGAUUGGAAAGCUGCUCUAUUUGGAGGACUUCUUCGUAAUGCCAGAGUUUCGAGGUUUCGGUAUUGGCUCUGAGAUCCUGAAGGUCUUGAGUGAGACGGCGGUGAAGACUAGAUGCAGCAGCAUGCACUUCAUCGUGGCGGAAAACAACACAAAGUCUAUAGAGUUCUACAAGAGAAGAGGGGCAUCUGACCUUUCAUCUGAGGAAGGUUGGCGCCUGUUCGCCAUUGACAAGGAGGAGCUAAUGAAGAUGACCACUAAUUAAAAUGUUUAAUAAUUUUCUGUGACAGGUAACAAAAAGCAAUACAACUUACUGAUGAAAUUUGAACCAUAUUUUUGAUUAGCCUCAAUUUUGUGAGCUGUUAAAUUCAGUGCAGUAUUGAGAUAAUGGUCUCAAUUUCUUGUCUUUUUUUAAGGAGGUGUCAAUUGUAUAAUGUCUGUAAUAAAUCAACAUUUAAUUGUGACAUUGUAAUGCCAUUUUUAGGAGAUAUGUGUUAUCAAAAACAUUUAAAUGUGUAUAUAAUUUGUGUUUGAGUGUCAACUGUAAACCUCAACUAGCUGGAAAUGUGUGUGUGUGUGUAUAUUAUUGGAGUAAAUAGAGAAAGAACAGUAUGCAUUUUGACCACAAGUCAUCACUAGUAUUGGAUAUAUAGGCUCUGGUU